AUGGCAACAGCAAGAAAACCUGCUGCGUGUUUAAGCGAAAUUACUGAACACAUAUCACCAGCUAGUUUGAAACGAGAAUUUCAAGGUGAUGCUUCAGCAAACGAACGAACUCUUCACGUUCUUCAAUGGAAUAUUCUUGCACAAGGCUUAUCAAAUCCCCAUCGAAAUUUUGUCCGAGUGAAAGAUGAAACAGUAGCGUUCGCUACUCGUAAAUGGCGCAUUUUGGAACAAAUUCUUGUUAAUCAACCUGAUUUAUGUUCAUUGGAAGAAGUAGAUACGUAUGAAUGUUUUUUGAAACAUCGUCUACCGAAUUAUGGUUACACGUGUUUUUUUACACCAAAACCGAAAUCACCAUGUUUAGUUUUUCAAAAUGAUGUUGCGAAUUUCAAAGGUGCGGACGGUGUUCUUCUGUGUUACAAAACACACUUAUUCGAAGAAAUUCAACGUUAUCAGUAUGAACAAUCUAAAGACGACACUACAGGCAAACCGUUCUUUGCUGCUCUUGAGUUGAAGCAUAAACCAUCAUCAACGAGUAUUGUUUUUGUUGGAACACAUUUAAAAGCAAAGAUACCAUUUGCUCAUCUACGAGCAUCGCAAACACAGGCGAUUCUUCAAUAUUUAUCCGAACAUUAUUCACAACAGUCGCAUGUAAUCAUUGCAGGUGAUUUUAAUGGCGGCUCCAAUGAGCCUUUUUAUGAUGCUAUUCGUCAAGCUGGUUUCUCUAGUGCUUACCGAACGUUCUUGAACGACCAAGAACCUCCAUUUACCACGUGGAAAUUUCGAGAACGCGAUGGAGUCGAGAUUGAUCAAUGCGGAACUAUCGAUUACAUCUUUUAUAAACCGGGAGGUUUUGCACCAGUGGCUAUUUUGAAACUGCCAAGCAAAGAAGCUAUUGGUCCUAAUGGUCUCCCAUCGAAUGAGUAUCCUUCUGACCAUUUAGCCAUUGAAACAAUUUUCAGUAUUAAGUCUUAA
Adineta ricciae is the source of this 972-nucleotide messenger RNA. The record is from the annotation of a GenBank genome assembly. Lineage: Eukaryota; Metazoa; Rotifera; Eurotatoria; Adinetida; Adinetidae.